AUGAAUAAAAAAUCAUCGAAGGGCGGAGGAAGAUCUAGAGCGAUUUUCUCUCCUCCUCCUUCUUUUUCUUCCUCUUCUUCUUCUUCUGUCCUGGUGUUCCCAGAGCAAGAAGACGAGGCGUACCCGUACUUAUCCAGACGAAGAAUCUCAGAGAGCGAAGGAGGAAAGUUUGUGAGACGAAAUAUUUCUUCUUCGGCUUUGUACGAACACGAGUUGCAGUUGAAAGACGACGGGGUCGUGGAGUACGCGGUGAGAAGGAGGAUUGAAACAAAGAUUGAAACAAGCGGCGGCGGAAAAGACGUGUUAAAUGCGGUGUAUUCGCGAUUACAAGAAGGGAUUUUGGGUGGAAGUAACACGAUGGACGAUUCCAUUCGUUCGCGCGAGGCUUCGGCGAAGGAGGUGCGCGAAUUCAUGUUCGGAUCGGACGAAACCCUCGAGACGAGACGAUCAAAAGGCCCCCCUUUAUAUCAAACCCUUGACCAUCAUCGCGCAAAAAUGUUUCACGUUUGCGAGACAAAGUCACAAAGCGCUUUCGGCAAAUCGAUCAUGAAAACUUUCGUCUCUUCCGAUCGAUCGACCGGUUCAAUCGCCUUUAAAAUGAUCGAAGCGAAAAACUCGAGAGUGUUCGAGGUGUACGAAGGAUCCAACGCGAUCGAAAUAGACUCGGACGGAUCAAUAUAUAUCGUCGCUCGUGGAAAGGCGAAGAUGAAAGGAUUGUUGAAGAAAUUUGCGCACAAACAAGUUGCCAACGUGUUGGUUUCCAAGAUCCGCGCAAACUUGGAGAGAACUCGAGACGCGAUCGACGGCGGCGCGAAUACCGCGAACAAUAACAAUAACGGCGACGCCGCGUUGUUCGCUUAA
Messenger RNA from Bathycoccus prasinos, 861 nucleotides. RefSeq lists its product with no specific name. Lineage: Eukaryota; Viridiplantae; Chlorophyta; Mamiellophyceae; Mamiellales; Bathycoccaceae. The record is from RefSeq and is a predicted model, not a curated record. Bases 1 to 861 code for a protein of 286 amino acids. The transcript has a single exon.